CUUCUAAGCAUGGAUUACUGUUGGCAAUGGGAAAAAUAACAGAUCAAUGUUUGGUGCCACAGGAAGGAAACUAUAUUAAGUUUUUAGUGUGUUUAUAUUUCGGGUUUCAGUAGGUGGAAAUAAAUACAAAUGAUUGCCAAGAUAGCAGCACUUAUAUUGGUGCCUUGGGUGGGAAGGAUUGACAGUAUUGUGAAUGACAAAAGGUUCAUCGUAUGGUCUUGAGGUGUUUUGAUGCCUCAACUCUAUACCUGCAAAGUGGAGGAGGGGUAGGCGGGAUGCUGUGCUGUCAUGAAAAUCUGUGCUUUUGAUUUUAGUGUUUUAGAUUCUUGAAGGAUGUUGGUUUGAGCAGUGGUGGUAUGAUUUGAACAGUUGUGAUACUAGAAAGAAAUUAAGUAGUUAAAGUUGGAUUUGAUGGCAUUAAAUGACAAACUUCAAAACAUGCCAAAAUCUGUGAAAAGGCCCCUUUAAGGAAUGGAAAUGUGGAACAGUUUUGACAAUUGAACACAGAGUAAAGUGUCACAUUACCAUGUUCUUUCUAAAGCGGAAAAUGGCGGAUUUACAGUUAGAGCCGAGCACCUACGACGUGGAGAGACUUAUGUAUGGAUUAGGCCUUGUGAAUUAUCUGGAGUGUGUGGUGAAUGAAGUGGAUGUAGGUCAGCCCUGCUUAGCCUGUGAGGACAAGUGCACCGGCUUCAAGUCCCAUGAAUGGAGGAGUACGUGUACUGUGUGCCGCUGUCCAAGGGAGCUCCACGACAUCUACAACGACAACUUUGUCAACGUCCGAGACCGCCUAGGCUGGCGCCGUGACGACGACCCUCAGACGCACUCGACGAAGGAGCAGACGCUACGACAUGGGUACUCCUGGGUACCAGCCGGGCUGACUAGAGAUGAGAUUGAAGAGUACAUGGAACAGCUUCCAAACCACAAAGUCCCGAAACUGAACUCGCCCGGGGAGAAGUACAGGGACAUACAGUUAAUAUACCAGCUGCCCAAACAGGACCUCUCCAGCGAGUACUGCAAGUCACUUGAGACUUCCAUGGAGAUGAAGGAGUUUAAAGUGUUCAGAGAGCUACGAGACAGCAUCGCCAUGGACAUGGGGGUCGUGAAACCUGCUCAAAACAACACAAGUUGCAGCAACUGCAGUGGUGAGAUCGAAGGCGGGGAGCUAGUGGUUGUCGCCACAAAGCUCAGCGCGGACGUCUGCUACCACCCGGCAUGUUUCGUGUGCUGCACGUGCGAGGAGCUACUGGUCGACCUCACGUACUGCCAGCACUCACGCAGGCUAUACUGCGAGAGGCACUACGCCGAGCUGAUACGCCCGCGUUGUCCCGCCUGUGAUGAGGUCCGUGGAGCGUGACAUUUUGAUAUUUCUGUUUGUCUGUUUGUUUGUUCAGAUAACAAAAAGUUUCAAGUUAUGUUCCUGUGACGAGGUAGGUUGAGCCUUAAAUGCGUACAUUUAUGUCUGUUUAUUCAGAUUUUUUCCUCUUUUUAUCCCCCGCCAAAGGCGGAGGGAUAGAGAAUUGACAUUGUCCGUCCGUCUGUCACAAACUUUUCAGGGCUAUAUCUCAGGAACUAUAUAAGAUAUCAACAUGAAACUUCAUGGGUUUACAUGCAUCAAUAAAGAUAAGUGUCAUGCACAAGGAACCAUAACCCAAUACAUUUUAAAUUGAGAGUUAUUGCCCUAUGUUUUUUGUAUGUUGUAACAUUUCAGGGCUAUUUCUCAGAUAUGAUACAAGAUUUCAACAUGAAACUUCAGGGGUGUGUAGACAUCAAUGAGAAGAAGUGCCAUGAACAAGAACCAUAACCCUACAAGUUCUAAAAUAAGAGUUAUUGUCCUUUGUUGUUUCUAUGCCCCUGGUAGGGUGGUAUAUAGCAAUGAAUUGUCUGUCAGUCCGUCCGUCUGUCCGAAAACUUUAACAUUGGCCAUAACUUUUGCAAUAUUGAAGAUAGCAACUUGAUAUUUGGCAUGCAUGUGUAUCUCAUAAAGCUGCACAUUUUGAGUCGUGAAAGGUCAAGGUCAAGGUCAUCCUUCAAGGUCAAAAGUCAAAAAAUACAAUCUAAAGGAAGUAAUAAGCUUUAAAAGGGAGAUAAUUUCUAAACCUGCCAAAUGAUAUAUUGAAAUUUUAUUUCAAAGCGGUGCAAUAGGGGGCAUUGUGUUUCUGACAAACACAUCUCUUGUUGUAUGAUGUAUUUUUUUUUUCUACCCUACACAUUUGGUGUUGUCCGUCCGUCUUUCCGUCUGUCCGUCCGGCACUUUUGUGUCCGGAGCCAUAUUUUAGAAGUGCUUUGGCGGAUUUCAUUGAAACUUGGUAUGAGUAUAUAUAUAGAUAAGAGGAUGAUGCAUGACAAAUGGCAUUGUACACUGUCUGUUAAUAAAGGAGUUAUGGCCCUUUGUAUCUUGAAAAAAUGCUUUUUUGUGUCUGGAGCCAUAUCUUGGAAGUGCUUUGGCGGAUUUCAUUGAAACUUGGUAUGAGUAUAUAUAUUGAUAAGAGGAUGAUGCAGGCUAAAUGACAUUGUACACCAUCGAUUAAUAACAGAGUUAUGGCCCUUUGUAUCUUGAAAAAUGCUUUUUUUGUGUGUCCGGAGCCAUAUCUUGGCAGUGCUUUGACAGAUUUCAUUUAAACUUGGUAUGAGUAUAUAUAUGGAUAAGAGGAUGAUGCACGUUGGCAUUGUCCAUCUGUCCAGAAAACUUUUGUGUCCAGAAGUAUAUUGGUUGGGGAUAUCAAUUCAUCAAAUUUGCUUGUUUUCUUUAGGAUUAUAAUGCAUAUCAAGGGAUUUGCACCCAUCCAUAAACACAAUUUAUUUGGCGCGUAAGAUCA
Messenger RNA from Dreissena polymorpha, 2819 nucleotides. RefSeq names its product prickle planar cell polarity protein 3-like. The coding region runs from base 527 to 1357 and encodes 276 amino acids. NCBI's taxonomy places the organism in Eukaryota, Metazoa, Mollusca, Bivalvia, Myida, Dreissenidae. The transcript is spliced from 7 exons. Gene Ontology annotation, molecular function: zinc ion binding. The record is from RefSeq and is a predicted model, not a curated record.